CGGAGCGGAAGAGGCCGAAGCGGCUGGGUGAGGCUCUGAAACCGUUCGGCCCAGAGUCCGUAGCCAGGCGCAGCUCGAGCCCCAGAACCCGGGAGGGACUACCACAAACGGAAGGAUUUGGAGUUCCGGGGAGCAAUCGCCGCUGCCGCCGCUUCUGCCGCCGCAGAAGCUACCGUCCCCGCCGCCGUUGGACGCGGCCCUGAGAGGCCUCUAGGCCUAGGCGCGGCCUGCGGAGCCCGACGUGUUGCUGCCGUGAGUAAAAGGAGCGCCCUCUCCACAGUCGUUUGCAAAUUAAAAUGGAGGAAAUUUCAUUGGCUAACCUGGAUACUAACAAGCUAGAGGCCAUCGCUCAGGAGAUAUACGUAGACCUGAUAGAGGAUUCCUGUUUGGGGUUCUGCUUUGAGGUACACCGGGCAGUCAAGUGCGGCUACUUCUACCUGGAGUUCGCAGAGACUGGUAGCGUGAAGGAUUUUGGCAUACAGCCAGUGGAAGACAAAGGAGCUUGCCGCCUCCCGCUUUGCUCCCUUCCUGGAGAACCUGGGAAUGGGCCUGAUCAACAGCUGCAGCGCUCACCUCCGGAAUUUCAGUAGCUGCAAGAUGAGAGAGUCUGAGAGUGACCAGGACAAUAACAUAGACUGGUCCUGUGGCUUGGAGGAGUAAGCUAAAUAGAAAAGAAAUCAAACAAAAGUCCCAGUUCCCCUUGAAGAUCCUAGCAUUUAAAAACCCAGAGUGAAGAAUUUAGGAAUUUGGAUCCUUUUUUGAGUGUAUUACCUGGGGACAGCUCUGAACCCUCUGGGCAGGAGGAGCCUCACAGCCUGGGCACCAUGCAAUGGGGUGUUGAUAUCUAAACACAUCCGGAUGUGCACAAGAUCCCUGUAUUGCCCCCAAUACACAGGUGAGCAGUUGUGUGCCCAGCUUAUAAAGCCCUUUGGUUCCUCUGCCUUUCUGUUUGCCUGGUGUCAAGGGCUUCCUGGACAGUCUGGACAUUACUGAUGAUCAGGCUGUAAU
Messenger RNA from Galeopterus variegatus (Sunda flying lemur), 1008 nucleotides. RefSeq names its product ataxin 7-like 3B (gene ATXN7L3B). The coding region runs from base 297 to 590 and encodes 97 amino acids. NCBI's taxonomy places the organism in Eukaryota, Metazoa, Chordata, Mammalia, Dermoptera, Cynocephalidae. Gene Ontology annotation, biological process: regulation of gene expression. The transcript has a single exon. The record is from RefSeq and is a predicted model, not a curated record.